AUGUCGCGUUAUUUUCUACCUUUUUACAAUAUUACUAGAGGCAGCUUCAAAAAAACACCUAAUAGUCUGUUAUCACGUAAUAUUAUGAAAAGUUUAGCGACAGAAGUGCAGACAAAAUCAAACUUGUCGCGCGAUUUUAAUAGAGUGAAAGAUAGUACCAUCAAUUCUAAUUUUAUAUCAAAAUAUUAUAUUCCUAAACAAGGAGAGGUGUUGGAAUUUCUUCAUAGAUAUCUUCAAUUUCCUAAAUCUACUAGUGACAAUGAAUUGAGACGAAUCAAAUGCCCUAAUUGUCGUCAAACAAAAAAUAAAUUUUAUACGGCCAUUAUUGAUUUAAAAAGUGGUAUUUAUAAUUGUAAAGUUUGCAUGAAAAAGGGUUGUUGGGGUGAAUAUAUGCAAUUAAUAUCAAAAUCCGAAUCAUACAAUAUCAUCAAUACAACAAGUUUGAAUAUGGGUGGUCGUUCUACUUUUUCAAGGUCUCAGCAUGAAAUUGAAGGAUUUCAAAAUGAAUUACUAAAUGAUUCUGAUUUGAUUGAUAAAUGUACAAAAAAAUAUGGUAUAUCUUUAGAAACACUUGAAGCAUUCAAAGUGGGAAUUGCAAGAUAUCAUAAUAAUAAUCCAUCCUCAAAUGUUUCUUAUAAGACUGAUGAAAUGUGCUUUACGUUUCCAAGAACAGCGCCAUCUUUUGAUGAGUUGAAAAGAAAUGACUUUUUAAAUACAAAGAUUACUCGAAUUAAAGCUUGUUCAAUAGAAAAUAAUGAAUUGGUCGCGUUUGAUCCACCAUCAUUUGUAACGGGUCUUUUUGGAUAUCAUUUAGCAUCAUUAGAUAGUGAAGACAUUAUUUUGACGGGAAACGAAUUUGAUGCAAUGGCCGCUUAUCAAGAAACCAAAAUACCAGCAACAUGUCUUCCUUCCAAUAUAUAUCAACUACCUUUAGAAAUUCUUCCUUUACUUGAACGAUUUUCUAAAAUUUAUCUUUGGCUUGAUGAUGAUGUAGAAGGUCAAGUUGCGGCAGAAAAAUUUGCUCAAAAGUUAGGAAUUGACCGAUGCAUGAUUGUGAGUACGCGAUGCGGAAAAUUGGAUGGACCAAUUAAUGCAAAUCAAGCGAUAGCGACAGGUCAGGAUUUAAAAGAAAUCCUUAAUAGAUCAAAACCGUUACAACACGAUCAGAUUAUAGAUUUUGAAAAUCUUAAGGACGCGGUAUAUCGUGAGAUUUCUAACCCUAAUCAAGCUCGUGGUAUAGAAUCAAAGGAUCUUCCAGGAUUAAAUAAAAUUCUUAAAGGACAUCGACCUGGUGAAAUUACUAUAUUUACCGGACCAACAGGUACGGGUAAGACGACUAUUUUGAGCCAAUUAUCGCUCGAUUAUUGUAAACAAGGAGUUAGUACAUUAUGGGGUAGCUUUGAAAUACCGAAUGUACGUUUGGCAAAAAAAAUGUUGCAGCAAUUCGCUGGAAAAGAUUUAUCAAAAGAUACUACAGAAUUUAAUAAUCUGGCAGAAAGAUUUCAACAACUUCCAAUGUAUUUCCUUAAAUUUUAUGGAAGUACUGACAUGUCCACAGUAACUGAUGCCAUGGAUCAUGCAAUUCAUGCUUUUGAUGUUCAACAUGUUGUAAUUGAUAAUUUACAAUUCAUGACAGCAGAUCAAGGCAGGUAUAUAGAUCGUUGGGAAUUACAUGACCGGAUCUUAUCAUCCUUACGAAGGGUUGCUACUGAAAGAAACGUGCAUAUUACUCUUGUCGUUCAUCCAAGAAAAGAUGAUAAAAAUAUGUUAGAUGUUAACUCUAUAUUUGGAACAGCUAAAGUGACACAAGAAGCGGAUAAUGUUAUAAUCCUUCAAAAAGUGGAAACAGAUACUGGUGAAAUAAGAUUAUUAGACAUUAAGAAAAACAGAUUCGAUGGAACGCUCGCUGCUAUCCAAAUAGAAUUCGAUUCCGAAUCCUUAAAAGUUAAUAUUCAUUAA
Molecule: messenger RNA, 1959 nt
Organism: Funneliformis caledonium
Lineage: Eukaryota; Fungi; Glomeromycota; Glomeromycetes; Glomerales; Glomeraceae
Source: the annotation of a GenBank genome assembly